This is a messenger RNA of Hibiscus syriacus, 561 nucleotides long. RefSeq names its product ubiquitin carboxyl-terminal hydrolase 12-like. The annotation marks the transcript as partial. The transcript has 2 exons. The record is from RefSeq and is a predicted model, not a curated record. NCBI's taxonomy places the organism in Eukaryota, Viridiplantae, Streptophyta, Magnoliopsida, Malvales, Malvaceae. Gene Ontology annotation, molecular function: protein binding.
UUUGUGUACGGCCACAGGAAACUGGUGCUGUACCCACAUGGAAACAAGAGCAGAAAUGUGAAAGAACACCUUUCUCUCUACUUGGUUUCUGCAGAUGUCGCUUCCCGAAUCCAUUUAGAUUUGGAAGUCCACGCGGUUUUCCGGUUUUUCUUGCUCGAUCAGACCAAGGACAACUACUUGAUUGUUCAUGAUGCAACGGGAAAAGACCGGCGAUUCCAUAGAUCGAAGCAUCAAUGGGGCUUUGAUCAGUUGAUUCCGAUUAGAACUUUUAAUGAUGUUGGCAAUGGAUACCUACUGGAUGACAGUUGUGUGUUUGGAGCUGAAGUGUUUGUUACCAAGGAAAUGAGCUCAGGGAAAGGUGAAUGCUUAUCAAUGAUUAAAGAUGCCAUAAGUUCCAAGCAUGUUUGGAAGAUUGAAAGCUUUUCCAACUUGGAUUCAGAAUACCAUGAAUCUCAACAAUUUUUUACUGCCAAUCAUAAAUGGUAUUCCAUUUAUUUCCUACUUCUAUCCAAUAUUCUCGAGAUUCUCACGACGACCGGUAAGAUACUAUCACUUCCUUAG